Drosophila innubila is the source of this 2969-nucleotide messenger RNA. It is a transcript of the gene BBS9, whose product is annotated as protein PTHB1. Gene Ontology annotation, biological process: cilium assembly. The transcript is spliced from 9 exons. Bases 26 to 2908 code for a protein of 960 amino acids. NCBI's taxonomy places the organism in Eukaryota, Metazoa, Arthropoda, Insecta, Diptera, Drosophilidae. Gene Ontology annotation, cellular component: BBSome; membrane. The record is from RefSeq and is a predicted model, not a curated record.
AGCUUUUCAGGGCAGUUCCCGAAGCAUGUCCUUGUUCAACGUGUGCAGCUGGUGGUCAGCGCAAUGUGGAGACACCAGUGGAGACUACGAUGUGGCCAGUUUGCUGUGUGCUCGUUUCGGACUGGAGGCGCAGGAGAAGGACUACAUCAUUGUGGGCUCCCAGAGCGGACAACUCAGCAUCUACUAUCCACAUGCCAAUGAGUUUGAUGCCACAGAUUUGUUGCUGGAGACGCAGCUGUCGGCGCCCAUUUUAGGUCUCUAUGCGGGCAAGUUUAGCGGCAAUGUACGCAACGAGAAUGUCAAUCAGCUGGGCGUGCUCCUGCCCAAUGCCAUUGCCAUCUACAACGUGCAGACCAUCAGCGGAUUGGCCGAAUAUGGCGCUCAACUGAAGCUUCAGCUGCAGGCAGAGCAUAAAUUUCAGCGGGUUGCCUUCUCCAUGUGCCAGGGUCAUUUUGGCCAGGUGAAAGGUCGUGAGUUCUUUUGCGUGGUGCACUUGGAUGGCACAUUGACCUUUUAUGAGCAGGAUGGCAUCUCAUACGAGUGUCGUUUUCCCGGACAACGCAGCUUGCCCGCUCCCGUGGUUUACUGCGAACGCACCGAUAGCUUCUUUCGCUUCAGCGCCACCUGGCAUCUGCAGUCCUAUAGCUAUCAGGAUCUCUCGCACUCGCUGGUUACCAAAAGCAGCUACCAACCCAUUUGGUCGCAGUGCAUCGGCGAGGGCAUCCUUGACAUGCGUGUUGUGCAGCUAAAGGAGACUUGCUCUUAUAUCAUGAUUCUGGGCGAACGGAACUUUAUCUGUUUGGACGAUAAUGGCAAAUUCAAUUUCAUUCUCAAGCUGGAUUAUGCUCCCAAGUGUUUCUACAGUUUUGUGGUGGGCUAUUACUGGGAGCCUGGUGCGCGUCUCAUUACCGCCAUUGUCUCGGAUGCCUCCAAGCUGCACAUCUACGACGAGGCGAACAUCAUCUGGGCAGCACAGUGGCAACAGCCGGCUCCAGUCGCCAUACAGCGUUCCAAUGUCCAGGCUCUGGCGGGCAGCAUUGUGACCUUGUCGGCCACUGGACAACUGAUGGUGGGCUAUUUGGGUGCCCAGCCGUAUCAGUUCCAGGUGCAGCCCCUGAAUGUUGAGGAGCUGACCUUUGCCCAGGCCCAUAAGCAGCUGCAGCAGCUGGAGGAUGAGAUCAAGGAGUCUGUGGACAUACGCGACAUGGAUGCACUCAAUCAACAGGCAGCGGAUCAGGUGCGUCUCAGUUUUAGCAUACAGCAGGAGAUCUUUGAUGACCUGGACACGCUCAUGUUGGAUGUCCCAGCGGAUGUGGCGGUCAAGGAGCUGCCCUCGGCCAAGGGUCUGCUUAAGCUCAAAGUCAAGGCUGAGCUGGCAGAGCUACAGCUGGUCAUACAAACACCAAGUGGAAUACGCUGCAGUCAGGAGACACUCAGCCUGGUGGAUAUUCCAGCAGGGACCAGUCGCGAGUUGCCGCUGGACUUUUACAUGUCCGAGCUUCUGCACGUGCACAGCACACGCAUCGAGGUGUUUGCCUCCUUUGUUAGCCCUCGGGGCAUUCCGCGUGUCAUUCAGCAAAGCGCUUACUUGCCGCUGUCCAUGUUCUAUCGCAGCUGUCAGCCUCAAAAGGCGGCCGGCAUUAAACUGACCUACACUAUCACCAGCAAGCAUGUGCCGCCCAAGCUGCUCACCUUCUUUGGCGAAUUUCUGGAGGCGGAGGCCGAAACACAGGCGCUGGGUCUGCAGCUGCUCUGCCCUGGACUGGAGAAGCUAACAGAGGUUAUUACUGUGGUUGCAGCCAAGAAUUCAAAUCGACUAAGAAUACAAUCGGACUAUGUGGAGACGUUUGCCAUGAUACUGGAGCGCAUUGUGGAAACAACUAUGCAGCUGGACAGCGCCGCGGGGUUGCUUAAAAUGCACAAGAAGAAGCCAAAACGUGGCGUACUCAAUCGCUGUGUGGAACGCAUCAUUGCGGCGCCUUUCAUACCCAUUCAGCCCAUUCUUCAUCGUGCCGAUGUCCACCACGAGACGCAGCAGAACAUACGCAAGCAAACGGAACAACUGGAGGCACUAUGGCAACAGUUCAAGUCAUUACAGCGCGAGUUGCAGGAGCAAUCGGAGAGCGAACCAAAAGAGACACUCACCAUGCAAAUCGAGGCGAACUAUGACCACCUGAUACUGGAAGGCGAUAAGCUGGUCGAAAUACGACGGGAUGAGCGGAGGCAGCGCAGCGACCUCAAUUGUGCCGUGGCAUUGGCCAAAUGGAUAAUACAUGCUUUGAACCUGGAGGAGCGUGUAGUGAAUGUUGUUAGUUCAGUCCUGAGCAUACCUGUGGAGGACUGGACGGAAUUGAGUUGGGAGGAAUCGAUGGCACCCGGCAUUGAUAUGCUACAUCAUUUCGGGCCGUUAAUGCGUUCCAAGUCGACAUCGACGCACGGAUUGUUGGACGACAACAGCACAAAGAGCACAUUUGAUUACGGCUGCUUUAGACGUCACUUUGCCACGCUCUUCGAUCGCAUCGUACGCUUGGCCUCAUCCUCGGCGGACGAGCAGAAAACACAGAAAAAAACCGCAGCUAUGGAGCAACCAGUUGAUGCAACACACCAGGCACAGUCAGUUGAUGAAAUUGGCAACAUGGAACGCAUGUUGAGCGACAAGGCAGCACCUUUAUCACGCACUGUGAAGCCCAAUCUGAGCAGCUCCUUGGAGGCAGUCGAAGACGAGGAGGAGGAGGAGGAGGAGGAAUACGACGAGAACGAUUUGCGCGAUACAGGCUAUCGCAAGAACUAUGGAGCACCUGCCGCUGGCGAGGAACAGACGACCACCAAACGUUCCGACUGGGUCAACGAGGAUUUCGAGCUGCCAACCACUGAGGAAUUGUUCAGUGAUUUGGGCAUUUGGUGGUAGAUACAAGCACAUAAAUAUCUUGGAAUUCUUUUACUCAAAUAUACUUGUGGACAAACUGUCA